Molecule: messenger RNA, 1185 nt
Organism: Hirsutella rhossiliensis
Lineage: Eukaryota; Fungi; Ascomycota; Sordariomycetes; Hypocreales; Ophiocordycipitaceae
Product: calcineurin-like phosphoesterase domain-containing protein
Exons: 6
Coding region: 1-1185 (394 amino acids)
Biological process (GO): peptidyl-serine dephosphorylation; double-strand break repair via homologous recombination
Cellular component (GO): nucleus; cytoplasm
Molecular function (GO): protein serine/threonine phosphatase activity
Source: RefSeq, a predicted model, not a curated record
AUGAGCGAUCUCGACAGGGCCAUCGCCCAGCUGCGCGCAUGCCGCCCCAUCCCCGAGCCUCAAGUCCGAGAACUCUGCCAUCGCGCCCGCGAGCUCCUGAUUGAAGAAGGAAACGUGGUGACGGUCACGGCGCCAGUCACGAUAUGUGGCGACAUUCACGGCCAGUUCCACGACCUGAUGGAGCUCUUUCGCGUCGGCGGCGACGUCCCAGACACAAACUAUCUCUUCAUGGGCGACUUUGUCGACCGUGGUUUCUACUCGCUCGAAUCCUUCCUCCUCCUCCUCUGCCUCAAAAUCACGACCGUCUACGGCUUCUACGACGAAUGCGUCCGCAAAUACGGCAGCGCCAACGUGUGGCGCUACUGCUGCGACGUCUUCGAUUACCUGGCCCUCGGCGCCAUUGUCCUCGGCGCCUCCAACACACUCUCCCCCGGUCAGAUGCCCGUCGACGACGACACCGAGAUCGAGGUGUGCGACCAGAACGGCGCCGUCAUGAGCCGCUUCUCCCGCCAGGCCGACCAGCUCAUGGACAACAUGCGUGACCAGGCCCCGAGCCCAUCGAACCCGAGCUCCAACGGAACUGGCGACAAGACGGGCCCGCCUGGUUCCGGCGCGUCGGGCGACAGCGGCGGCAGCGUGGGCAACCCCGCGGGGGCAGUGCUGUGCGUCCACGGCGGGCUGAGUCCGCUUAUCGAUUCGGUGGAUAAGAUCCGGCUCAUCGACCGGAAGCAAGAGGUGCCGCACGAGGGCGCCAUGUGCGACCUGCUGUGGUCAGACCCCGACGAUAUCGACGGCUGGGGCCUUUCCCCUCGCGGAGCGGGCUUUCUCUUUGGCGCUGAUAUUGUCAAGGUCUUCAAUCAUCGCAACGACCUAAGCCUCAUUGCCCGCGCCCACCAGCUCGUCAUGGAGGGCUUCAAGGAGAUGUUUGACGCGUCUAUUGUCACCGUCUGGUCCGCCCCCAACUACUGCUAUCGCUGCGGCAACGUGGCCGCCGUGCUGGAGCUGUGCGAGGACGAAUCGGGCACUGGCGUCUUUGCCCGUAGCAACGGCGAAGUCGGGCGCAGCGACGGCGGCCUUGUGGAGGCGGACGGCGGCGGCGGGGGACGCUACCGCGUCUUCCAGGCGGCGCCCCAGGACUCGCGUGGGAUGCCGGCUAAGAAGCCGGUUGCCGACUACUUCUUGUAG